Tribolium madens (black flour beetle) is the source of this 2361-nucleotide messenger RNA. RefSeq names its product ankyrin repeat domain-containing protein 27-like. Gene Ontology annotation, molecular function: SNARE binding; guanyl-nucleotide exchange factor activity. The transcript has a single exon. Lineage: Eukaryota; Metazoa; Arthropoda; Insecta; Coleoptera; Tenebrionidae. The coding region runs from base 36 to 2339 and encodes 767 amino acids. Gene Ontology annotation, biological process: neuron projection morphogenesis; early endosome to late endosome transport. The record is from RefSeq and is a predicted model, not a curated record. Gene Ontology annotation, cellular component: transport vesicle; plasma membrane; late endosome.
CACACACAUGUCAAAAGAAAUAACCUCGACUCGAUAUGUGGUCACAAUAUGACGAAAACCUCCAAAACAAUCCUUUUUUUCUCGAAAUUAUUAAAAAUCAUGGUGACUUGGUAGUGAAAGCGUCGCAAGAGAAUUGGAUCAUUUGUGUGCCUCGUAUCGGUGUCAUUGACCCCAGUGAAAUAACAAUUGAGACGAUUCUUGACCAUAUUCUAGUGCCCUCGGAUCGUGUUGUAUACACCUUGAGCAAAAAACAAGUCACAAUCAAAAACAAGGAAAUCGUAAUUAGUGACCGUCCAAGAACCCUCCAUAUACUCUUCGAAGAAACUUUUUACAUCCAAGACUUGAAAUAUACAGUUUUCUGCAUUGAUAGCCCCCUGUUUACAAAUCGAAUGAUAUGUACUAAUGAGGUGUACAACAUUGAGACCCUUCACGACUGUAUCGACUUCCUCUGGAGCGAGAACUUGAGUCACGUUUUGAUCAAAAUCCAGCGUUUGUGUGCGAGUUUCAUUGACCAGAAUUGUAGUUUUUGUAUGGAAAACCUGCAAAAUCAAAAGGAUUUAAUCGGAAGUUUGUACUCUCAAUGUCUACAACUUGUCCUGAAAAACCGGAGUUUUACCGACUGUGACCAUAUCAAGCUAGCUGUGGAAACAUACAUGCAGAGCUGUCUCGAUAAAUUCCUCAUCCGUGCAAUAAACACAGUCACUUGUGUUGCUGAUUCCGAUUUGAACAAAAUCAUCCGCAACUCCAGUGAACUCCAAUUGAAAGACUUGUCCAUCCCUCGGAAAUUCUGUGAUAACAUUACAAACGCCAAGAGCGAACUAAGCAAAAUAAACAACUUCGUUACGAUCCUGGACAAGGUUAAUUGUAUAAAAUUAACGUUCAAUCAUUUAUACACCAACAUUUGCUUAACCUCCGACGAUGUUUUACAACUUUUCGUCUUCCUAAUUCUUAAACUAAACAUCAGUAACUGGACAUCGAAUCUGGUUUACUUAACCCAGUUCCAAUUCAGUACCCAUACACCCAACGAGAGCAAUUUUCUCGUCACCUCACUUGAGGCAGCUUUAGAAUUCAUCAAAAGCGAGCAAUUCGCCAAAAUCAAAUCUAGUCACUCGACCACUCCUUUAUUCCAAACAAUCGUAACGGACGACUUGGCCCACUUACGAAAACUACUAGAAACGAAGAAAAGCGAUACGAACUUGUGUCAUCCAUUGUGCGAUUGCGACAAUUGCAAAGUGGUGGAUUCUAGUCAUGAUAUUGCGGCGGUUAAUCACAGAGGUCAAAGCCUUUUGACUUUCGCUACUGUUUUGGGGCGGACCGAAAUCGUCGAGUUUUUAAUUUCAUUAGGGGCCGAGGUUAACUCAGUUGACUAUUUUGGGAGAAGUGCAUUGCAUUAUGCGUGUCUUAAAGGCUUCCAAGACGUUUUAUUAAUUCUAGUCAACUGUAAAGCUGAGGUCAAUGUCAGAGACCAUGAUAGGAAUACUCCCUUACAUGUCGCUUGUAACAAUGGACACGAGAAUUGCGUCAAAGCUUUGUUUUACACCUCGAAAGGCUUGGAUAUCGAUUGUGUCAAUAAGCACGGGGACACUCCUCUACAUUUGGCUAUCAAAUGGAAUUAUGUGGGGAUAGUUAGGGUCUUAAUCGAGAAUAACGCCAAUGCUUGCAUUGCUAAUAGGAAGAAUCAACUUCCGGUGAGUUUGGCUCAGAAUUAUUACACUGAGCGGCUUUUGGGCCAGUUUAGUGAGCCUGAGUCAGGGCCAAAAACCACCCAAUGCCAAAUAGACCAGUUCAAGAAAAUCGAUCUAUUACUCAAAGCUAUAGAAAAUAACGAUUUGCCUCUAACUUGUUUCUAUUUGGGUUUCCCUAAUAGUUCAAAACAUUACGAUUUUCAAUCGAAAUGUCACCCUUUGUGCAACUGUGAGAAAUGUGAGGACUUGGAUACUGGUCAAGACUCAAACGUGGAGCGUAUAAACGUCAACAGUUGCAAUAUUGAUGGCUUCACUCCUCUUCAUUUCGCUGCAAAAUAUGGAAGAAUCGAAUUACUUCGUAUCCUCCUCGAUUCUGGGGCUUUGCCCAAUUUGAAAACCUACAAGACCCUUCAAACGCCCCUCCACUUGGCUUGCAUCAAUCAACAAUUAUCCGUCGUGAAGGAAUUGGUCAAAUGUGGGAAUUGUGAAGUGGAUUCGCAGGAUUACAACGGAAACACACCUCUGUACUAUGCAUGCGUUCGCAAUGAUGCAAAAAUCGCCCAAGUGCUACUCACAAAUGGGGCCAAUGCGGAUAUUAGGGAUUUUCAAGGGAACUCCAUAAUCAAGGAAGUGCAAGAGAAGAGUCUCAUGUGAAAAUAAAUUUUCUACACUUUUU